ACGACCGAGCAUACAUCGAUUUCACGGCGUGCACGCUUCAUUCGCACCGUCGUGGCAGACUUAGGGUUCAUCUGCGUCGCCGUGGGCAGCCCUACUGCAUCGCUACACCCUUUGCUGCUCUGCCCAAGGAGUGGUGGCACAGUGGUGGCUGCCCAUGCUCAAGCGCAUUGAUUGCUUCAAACCCUUAACAUACAUGAGCUGGAGUGCCGUUCUCGUCGCCGCGGUCGCCGCGGCAGUCGAUGUCGACCGGAAGCGCUGCGCGGCGCCGGGCCGCUACGAGCCGCGAAACGGCACGGAUUUGCUGGGUCGAGCGUUCGACGGACCGUCAUUCUUCGGCGAAGGACGGUGGCUCAAUAACAAGUACGUCCUGGAGCCGCCCUGCGAUUUAAAAAAAGGCGACGCAUUCGCGUGCGCCGUCGUCGCGAAGAUCCCGCGCAACGGAAGCAGGGCCCGGAUAUUGACGGUCGGCGACAGCAUCAGUAUCCGCCAAUUCCAGGACUUUAAGCGUCGUGUACAACGCUGCGACGCCGACGUGGCGUUCCUGCGCGCCGACAGAUUGCGCGAGCGGGACCUCGCGAAGGGGCAGCAGACGGCGUAUCCUGUAUGCAAAGCGGACGCGCUCGUCGUGAACACGGGCGCGCACUACCCCGACGUGCGGCCUUUCGCGCAGGAUUUGACGAAGUUCCUGCGGUCGCUCAACGAGACCUGUCCGACGAGGCCCGUGACCGUCUUCCGGACGACGCCCGAGGGUAAUCCGCUCUGCAACUCGAAGAUGGUCGUGCGCGACUGGGAGGCCCAGGUCUGGAGCGUCCUGAACGGGAGCCGGCCGGUGCCGAACGACGCUUUAUUGUUCUCGCGCGGGUGGCACUGGGACCUCUUCCAGCGGUACAACGCCGAGGCGGCGCGUUUGGUGGAGGCCUACGACUGGAUUAAGCUAGUUGACGUCGCGGCGAUGGCGCGCCGCGUACCCGUGGCAAAGUGGGAGCGGCGGCCCGGCAAACCCAAAGAUUGCCUCCACGGGAGCCCCGCGGUGCCGUGGUACAAUUCAAUGAUCCUCAACGUCCUUGACGCGGUAUUGUAA
This is a messenger RNA of Pelagomonas calceolata, 1081 nucleotides long. NCBI's taxonomy places the organism in Eukaryota, Pelagophyceae, Pelagomonadales, Pelagomonadaceae. The record is from the annotation of a GenBank genome assembly.